Thrips palmi is the source of this 1288-nucleotide messenger RNA. RefSeq names its product mitotic spindle assembly checkpoint protein MAD2A (gene mad2). The coding region runs from base 133 to 804 and encodes 223 amino acids. The record is from RefSeq and is a predicted model, not a curated record. Gene Ontology annotation, cellular component: cytoplasm; nucleoplasm; kinetochore. The transcript has 4 exons. NCBI's taxonomy places the organism in Eukaryota, Metazoa, Arthropoda, Insecta, Thysanoptera, Thripidae. Gene Ontology annotation, biological process: mitotic spindle assembly checkpoint signaling.
UUCUCAAACUCAGCUGUGAGAUUUCAAAUUUUGCCGGUUGAAGUUGAAGCCAUCCAUUGUGUUGCGAACUUGAAAAGAUUCCAUUUAAACGCCAAUUUUUACUUUAUCCGUCGCAAGCGGACCUCAAGAACCAUGACGGAAACACAGCUGAAGGCCAAGAACUCUAUCACCCUCAGGGGAUCGGCCGAGAUAGUCAUGGAGUAUUUGAAUUAUGGCAUUAAUAGCAUCCUCUUCCAAAGAGGAGUGUAUCCUCCAGAGACCUUCAAGACUGUUGAAAAUUUUGGAUUGUCAAUUUUUGUCUCUACUGAUCCAAAGAUUAUCUCCUUUGUUGAAACUGUUUUGAAUCAAAUGAAAGAUUGGUUGGUAGAUGAAAAAGUUCAGAAGAUUUCUAUGAUCAUCACUAAUAUCAGUACUAAAGAAGCGUUGGAGCGUUGGGACUUUAAUGUUAAGUAUGAGGCUGGCUCUGAGUCUUCUACUGACCUACAGGAGCUUAAAGAAACAAAAGUGACCAAACCUGGGAAGGCAAAUGGACCUGUCAAGACUGGCAACAAAGAAUUAAAAGUAAUUCAAAAUGAAAUACGGGAUGUUUUACGACAAAUAUGUUCCACUGUCAGUUUCCUGCCUUUGCUAGAUUGCCUAUGUGCUUUUGACGUCCACAUCUACACCAGCAAAGACUGUGAGGUGCCAGAGGAGUGGAACGAAACAGCCCCAUGCAUCAUUUCAAACUCUCAGGAGCUUCAGCUGAGAACUUUCUCUACAUCUUUGCAUCACAUGUCUACAGUAGUGAGCUACAAGGCAGAGUGAUCAUAUGGAAUCCCAAACCUUAUUCAUUCGAUUGUUGUGAUACCAUUUGCAUUGUGAUUCCUUCCAUUACAUACGUAUGAAGUGUUGUACCCGCUUAUUUUAGACUUUCACAAUGAAUUGACUAAUGUUAUUUAUUUUAUGAGAACGAACUUCCUGUCAAUUUAUUGAAAUGUUUAAUGUUCUGCUAGGUUCAGUAUUCUUCUGCAGCUCUAUAGCUUCAUGAUUGAAAAAUUGCAGAAAUUUGUGGGUUGGGCAUCUAAGUACUGUUAAUACUGCUGGUCAGGCUUUUUCUUCUUUCGCAUUUAAUUUUCUGUUAUGCAGACAUCCAAUCUAACUACAAUAAUAUCUGUGGAUUUUUCUGAGUUUUCUUUAUGUAGUAUUGUGUGUGGGCUGCAAACUACUUUUUGGAAGAAAGGAUCAAUUUCUUUGGGAAGUAAUUUUUAACUAAACAAAAUAAAUCAAAAUAAAUGACAGUUGGUCUACA